AUGGGUUAAAUUCUUCCUAACGAUAAAAGGAGAUAAGUCAAAGGAGGUAUUUAAAUUUAAUUGAAUAAACUAUCUUUUGUGAGCAAUGAAGUUAUUUAAGGCUUGCUUUAUAUUAAUAUUGAGGAGCCUUUUUAAGGGCGCUUUCUUUAAAUCAAUCUUUAAGGCUAUGAAGAUGUUCAUUACACAUAUACCUAAGGGAGCGAUGAAAGUGAAAGAAUCAUUUAUGCAAAAGCUAUGAAUAGUUUUUUAAAUUAUAGUAUGCCUAUUUAUGAUUUCUCUUAAGGGACUGCUAAUUAAGCCUUUGUAAUACAACCUUGCUAGUUAUUAAUACCAUUUUAGCUUGUGAUCGCAUAGUAAUUACCUUCUUCAAUCUAAUAUUUUGAAAAUGAACAUAAUAAAUGCAGUCUGAAAUAUUUAUUAACUGCUUAAAUUCUCUCCACAGAACCUAAUGUAAAGCCAAUUAGUGGAAGCUAAGAGAUAUUUAUAGGUUAAAUAAGAUUAAUUUAAAAUUUACCUAAUUUCACUAAUUCAAAAUAGUCACCUACUAUUUGCUGCUGCUUUAAAUCAGGUGAAAUAAAUUAUAGUAUGUCUUUGAACAGCAGAUGCUUUAUCCCUAACGAGAUUAUAAACAUAAAAAUCAAUGCAGAUCUUGGUUAAAAUGGAAAUAAAGUAAAAAAUUUCAGUAUCAAGAUAAUUGGUUUGCUUGAGAUGAAGGCAUGUCGUCGUUAUAGAGACUAAGUAGUUACCUAAUUUGAAAAAAGCACUACAUUUAAAAUAAAUAGCAAGCAGGUUUCUUAAGAAAUCUAAUUACAAAUACCUAGUAAUGUUUUAUUAAGUUCUUAAGGUUAACUAAUUUAAAUGAACUAUUACUUAUAAAUUAUACCUGAUGUUAAUUCUUGUUGCUGUGUAACAAAUGAAUCUCCUCAUGAAAUGCUAAUUUAUAUAAAUCCUAAUUCAAACGAGCUUUAGCCAUUUAAAGGCCUACAAUAAUAGUUACCCUAUCCUAUCCCUUAAAAUUGGCAUCCAAUUUAAUUGCAAUAAGCUUAGUUUAAUCCUAUGCAAUUCAAUCAAAUAUAAUAGUUACACUUGUAAAAUGUAGCUUAUGAAUAAAAAUUAUUUGAUAAUUACAUAGCUAUAGAACCAGCAAAAAGGAAAGUUGACUAUUAACAAGAAAUGUGCAAUAUUUAACAUCAAAAUAUAAAUGAACUGCAAAAAAAUUACUAAUAACCUGCUUUUUGUUGCCAAAGCUAAAUCUAAUUUAAUGUUGGUUCUGGUUAGCAAUAAAAAAUUUACCCAACUUAAAAUUAAAACUAGUAAAAUAAUUAGUUCUUAGGAUAAGAUAGUCUUCUAAGCCAACCUGUAAUGAAAGAUCAAAAUAAAACUUAUCUUUGA
This is a messenger RNA of Tetrahymena thermophila SB210, 1392 nucleotides long. RefSeq names its product arrestin. Gene Ontology annotation, biological process: protein transport. Gene Ontology annotation, cellular component: cytoplasm. Lineage: Eukaryota; Ciliophora; Oligohymenophorea; Hymenostomatida; Tetrahymenidae. The record is from RefSeq and is a predicted model, not a curated record. The transcript has a single exon.